Messenger RNA from Rattus norvegicus (Norway rat), 3568 nucleotides. NCBI's taxonomy places the organism in Eukaryota, Metazoa, Chordata, Mammalia, Rodentia, Muridae. The record is from RefSeq and is a predicted model, not a curated record.
GUGUGUGUGUGUGUACCAACUCUGUGUCUGGUAGCCAGAAGAGGCCAUUGUAUGUCCUGCCGUUGGAAUUACAGGAGGCUGAGUCACCUGACAUGGGUACUGGGAACUGAACUUUGGUCGUCUGCAAAGCAUGGAGUGCUGCUCUUAAACACAGAGACGCUGCUGUCCAUGGCCGAGGAGCAGGGAGGCCCAGGAAGGCACCGGGCUGGGUGUGUCUUGAGGAGCCACAUGCCAGAACUUUUUCUUUCACUUUCAUGCACUGGCUAUAUAAUGCCCAGAGCUUGUGCCUGGUUGUCUCUCAGACGGGCAGCUGGUGACUGGAUCCAUACAGCGAAGGACAGCAGGGACACAUCCAAACUUGCCUACAGGAAAAUUCCUUGCCCAGACACCUGCAGGACAGUAAGAAGUCCAAUGGCUCAUGCUCUGGACCGAGCAGCAGUCAGCAAAGUGGCACGCCGCAGUGUUGAAGAACUCACUGAUUUUCUCACAGAAGUACUCUGCAAAAGAGACCUGAAGAGCCUGAUAACUGAAGAUGGAGUCUGGAAGGGAUUUGUGGAAGCAGCAGAGUUGUCAAGUGAGGAGGAAGCUGCGCUGUAUGAUGCUCUGAAAGAGCAUUUACAACAGCAUCCCACAGAUGAAAAUGACGGCCCUCAAAGGGAACAGGAGAAAGAGAGGUUUCUACGAGUGUUUCCUCAGCUGAAAAAGAAACUUGAGGACCAUAUCAAGAAGCUCCGAGACCUGGCUGACCAUCUUGACCAGGUUCACCAUGGCUGUACCAUCUCCAAUGUGGUGUCUAGCUCUGUUAGCACUGUCUCUGGAAUCCUUGGUUUGGUUCUGUUACCCUUUACAGGAGGGGCCAGUCUGAUACUCUCAGCAACCGCCGUGGGGUUGGGAGUGACAGCAUCUGUGAAUGGUCUUGUGACUAACAUUGUAGAAGAAUCAAUCAAACUGUCAGAUGAAUCUGAAGCCAGUCGCCUGGUUGGAGCCAGCAUGGAUGUACUUGGGGAGAUUCUAAAGAUCACACCUAAGAUCACAAUCAAGCUUUAUAAUACAGGCAAGGAGUUAGUCGAGGCCUUCAAAACCCUCAGGGAUCAGAUCCGAGCCAUCAGGAGAGCCAGGUCCAUCUCUCAGGGUGCAGCAGCUGCCAGGAGCCUCACCUCCACUGGAAGAGGCUCUGUCCAAAGUGCUAGAGAGAUGGGGGCUGCCUUCACGGGCUCUCCUCUCUCAACGACCAGAGGAGCCAGGUUUGGAGCAGCAGGGGUUACAAGCUUUUUCCUUGCAUGGGAUGUGUAUCACCUUGUGGCAGAUUCCAUGGAUCUGUAUGAUGGGGCAAAAACAGAGUCAGCUGGGGCACUGCGGGAACUGUGUCACAAGCUGGAUGACAAGGUGAAAAUAUUUGAGCAGAUAUACAAGGCACUGCAGUCAGACCUGCCUCAGUGACCCCUCCUCCAAGCAGCUAAGUGUUCAGGGGACAGGGGUGGGGACAGUGGAGGUAUGCUGUAACAAGGGGAACAGCCAAUGUUGAGGUGAUGGAACAGAUUAUGGAGGCCUUUGAAUUUCUCUGGGUGAACAGAGCUAGGUCAAUGCAGGUGGCCAGAGAUGCCAGGAGAAGGGGAAACUGGAGUCUAAAAGGGUGACCAGAGUGACCUAGAGUGUGGGUAAUGGGAUUGUAACAUGGUGGGUAUGGUCAGGGAGGGCUGUACGGUACAAGUAAUGAGAAGUCAGGAAGCCUGGGGAGCAGAAAAUGGGGGAGAGCCAGAGUGAGAGUCAAGGCAGAUUUACAUAAGACUUUACACAGUGGUAGGAAUGGAGAUGAAGCCAACACUUUUGUGACAGGAGGUUGGGCAUGUGGCUCUCAGCUCCUUCUCAAUCUGUGGAGGCUCACUGGACACGGUGGUGUCUCAGAUCAAUGGGCUCUUGUCUUCUUGCCUUCUAUAGCCUUGUGUUCAAUAAAUGUCAACUGGCUGGUCUGGAAUAUGGCGUAAAAGCAGUCACUUGCAACCUCGGGCCCACAGGUAUUGGCAGAUUCCGGAACUCUGAGGUGACAAACAUUGGCCUCACUUCCUAGUGUUGUCACAAAGCGUGCUGAGCAGUUUCCUAGAAGAUCUUUUUAAUGUCCAAGUGGGAUGGGUUCUGCUUCUGUCCCUGAAUUUAGAAAUAGAGCCAGUACAGUAUCUUAAACCCUGCCAUCCUGACUGUUCCAGCCCAUUCCUCACUCUGAUUAUUAGGACCCAUCAUGGUGGCUCAGCAAGAUGAGCUGUGGCUCUGUGGACAUUUACAUGGUCCUGUCAUAGUAGGCCUGUGACUCAGUGGACAUUUACACGGUCCUACACGUGUGUUUUUCUCUGCCAAGCUGAAGUCAUGCGAUGUUAAGAAGAGAAAAAUCAAGAGAAAGAACUAUUAAAAAUAUAGCAACAAAUAUCUCUCUUCGAGAAAACGUGGUCUCCAGCAUCUCAUAUCUUAGGCUCUGUCUCGGCUCAGUCUCUGGUUGUGGAGUGAAGGCCAAUGCCUCUUCCUCAGCCAGUCUCCUCAUCUGAAAAACCACAGGACGGCCCCUUGUUACACUUCGUAAUCACACACUGAUUUGAAAAAUGGGGAAAGAUUUGUAUUCCAGGGAAUGAUUGGAAGACUCCAAUCAAAUGGCGAACUAAAUGUGUUGAAACUGUCAGGUUUAGUUCCUGUGUAGUUCUUUGCUCUUCCUCCCUCAAACUGGGAGGAUAUGGUAAUCAAACCCAGUAACAUUUGGGAAAAACCAAACAGACGCGAGAGGAAGGGUUUCGUUACCCCUGGUACCCAGCUCCCAUCAGUCUCUCCUCCUGGGACAGAGCAGAGGUGGCACAUAGCCAUCCAGCUGUAGGCACCUGGUAGAGCAGAGGACUUUCUCCUCUCAACCAAAGGGACACCUGCUUCUUGAAACCAUCAGUCCUCCCCCCAAGGUGCUUGCAACCACACUCACGAAUUCUGCAGGAUGAGCUGUGAUUCUCACUGUGGAGGCCCAACGUUGGAGACCACACUCAGAAAACAGAACAAGAAAAGGAGUCAGUACCUCUGGAGGCCAUGAGGGCUGCAGGGCCCUUGGGGCCUGAUCCUUGGGGUCUCAAUGGUUUUCUCACAGCUCUCUGUUAUUCUAGGAUAAAAGGAAGAGAAAAACAAACUGUGGGAUAAAGUGGGGACAACUGUGAUGAAGGCUGGUCUCAUGGUCCUUUCUGGACAGCAGAGCCAGAGAGGUCAGUUAGAUCCCAAUUAGAUCCAAGGAAAACAUGAUCAGCUGUAGACAAGGCCAUGAGAACGGACUGAAUCUGCUCAGGAGAGAUGAGAAGCAAGGGUCUGGCCCCUGGGGUGGGAACUGUGUGUCGCGGUGAUCGAUGACCGGUAAUAUCAUCUGGGGCUCUGCGAAGAGAAGAAACCCUGAGUCUCACGCUUGGCUCUGUCCAGCGUCAAGAGGGCAUCUUAUUAUACAGUGCAGUGAGAAAGUUUUGCCAGUCACAGAAGCUGGUGCCUGGCACAUGCUCUGAGCCUCCCCAGCCUCCUACUGUGGACUAAGUAAAUGUCUAUAUCAGUAAAUCAU